CAAAUCCAUUCACCAACUCCUCAUCUCUUAUAUAUCAACUCCGCUCCUACCCCUUGUAUUGCUAAAAACGAUUCCAACCACAUCUCUCCAUUUUUCUCUCUUUCAUCAUGUCUCUCCUUCUAAUUCCAAUCUCAUUUCUCCUCCUCCUCUUGGUAUACAAGCUCUACCUAAGCCUCCGCUUCAAGCUUCCCCCCGGCCCACGCCCCUGGCCGAUCGUCGGCAACCUCUACGACGUCAAGCCGGUUAGAUUCCGAUGCUACGCCGAGUGGGCUAAGUCUUAUGGUCCGAUAAUUUCUGUUUGGUUCGGUUCAACUUUGAAUGUGAUCGUUUCGAAUACAGAAUUGGCUAGAGAAGUGCUGAAGGAGAAUGAUCAGCAGUUGGCUGAUCGACAUCGGAGUCGGUCAGCUGCAAAGUUUAGCAGAGAUGGAAAAGAUCUUAUAUGGGCUGACUAUGGACCUCACUAUGUAAAGGUGAGAAAAGUGUGUACUCUUGAGCUUUUCACGCCCAAGAGACUCGAGGCUUUGAGACCAAUUAGAGAAGAUGAGGUCACUGCCAUGGUUGAAUCUAUUUUCAUGGACUGCACCAAUUUAGAAAACAAUGGCAAAAGUUUGCUAGUGAAGAAGUAUUUGGGAGCAGUUGCAUUCAACAACAUAACAAGGCUUGCAUUUGGCAAGCGGUUCGUGAACUCGGAGGGUAUAAUGGACGAACAAGGCAAAGAAUUUAAGGCAGUUGUGUCCAAUGGUCUUAAGCUAGGUGCAUCACUUGCCAUGGCAGAGCACAUUCCAUGGCUUCGCUGGAUGUUCCCACUAGAGGAAGAGGCUUUUGCCAAGCAUGGAGCUCGAAGGGACCGCCUCACUCGAGCUAUUAUGGAAGAACAUACACUUGCUCGUCAGAAGAGUGGAGGUGCCAAGCAACAUUUUGUUGAUGCAUUGCUUACUUUGCAGGAGAAAUAUGACCUUAGUGAGGAUACAAUCAUUGGACUCCUUUGGGACAUGAUUACUGCAGGAAUGGACACAACUGCAAUAACAGUAGAAUGGACAAUGGCUGAGCUAAUUAAGAACCCAAGAGUGCAACAGAAGGCUCAAGAGGAGCUAGACCGUGUCGUUGGGUUUGAACGUGUGAUGACCGAGGCUGAUUUCUCAAAUCUACCUUACCUACAAUGUGUGGCUAAAGAAGGACUAAGGUUGCACCCUCCAACACCAUUAAUGCUUCCUCACCGUGCCAAUGCUAAUGUCAAGCUUGGUGGCUAUGACAUACCUAAGGGAUCAAAUGUCCAUGUAAACGUAUGGGCCGUAGCUCGUGAUCCGGCAGCCUGGAAGAACCCAGAAGAGUUCCGACCGGAGAGGUUCCUCGAGGAGGAUGUUGACAUGAAGGGUCAUGAUUUCCGGCUGCUUCCAUUUGGUGCUGGAAGGAGGGUGUGCCCUGGUGCACAGCUUGGUAUCAAUUUGGUCACAUCUAUGUUAGGUCACUUGUUGCACCAUUUUCGUUGGACACCAGCUGAUGGCGUGAAGCCAGAGGAAAUUGAUAUGUCAGAAAAUCCAGGAUUGGUCACAUACAUGAGAACCCCAUUACAAGCUGUGGCCACACCUCGGCUGCCUUCAGAUUUGUACAAACGAGUGGCUGUAGAUAUGUAAUUUGGUAAUGCUUGUGUUACUCCAGUUGUGGUAGGCUUUGCAUUUUGGUUACCACUUUGCAUUUUGGAACUUAAAAGAGUUGAACCUACUAGCCAAAACCCAAAUAAAGAGGACAAAUUUACUAAUGUGAUAUGGAUUUUUUUUUUAAAAAAAAUUUCUAGUGAACAAAUCUCUUAUUUGUAAUACUUCUGUUGAUUGCAGUAAAUUUGCAGCCUUCGGGUAUACACGUGAAA
This is a messenger RNA of Manihot esculenta (cassava), 1867 nucleotides long. Its product is annotated as cytochrome P450 98A2. NCBI's taxonomy places the organism in Eukaryota, Viridiplantae, Streptophyta, Magnoliopsida, Malpighiales, Euphorbiaceae. Gene Ontology annotation, molecular function: oxidoreductase activity, acting on paired donors, with incorporation or reduction of molecular oxygen; monooxygenase activity; heme binding. The record is from RefSeq and is a predicted model, not a curated record. The transcript is spliced from 3 exons. The coding region runs from base 108 to 1634 and encodes 508 amino acids.